Molecule: messenger RNA, 1199 nt
Organism: Maniola jurtina (meadow brown)
Lineage: Eukaryota; Metazoa; Arthropoda; Insecta; Lepidoptera; Nymphalidae
Gene: eIF3i
Product: eukaryotic translation initiation factor 3 subunit I
Exons: 5
Coding region: 143-1132 (329 amino acids)
Biological process (GO): cytoplasmic translational initiation
Cellular component (GO): eukaryotic translation initiation factor 3 complex, eIF3m; cytoplasm
Molecular function (GO): translation initiation factor activity; RNA binding; protein binding
Source: RefSeq, a predicted model, not a curated record
AAUGUCAAACGAUGUCGGAAUGACAAUCCAAUCUCUUUCAUCUGUCAAAAAUACGUCAAAAACAGUGCCGCCACAUGUUACUAAUAUUAAUAAGCAUUUUGUGAUUUUUCUCUUAUUUAAUUUGCAAUUUAAAGCAUAAAACAUGAAACCUUUGAUGCUGCAAGGGCACGAGCGUGCCAUAACCCAAAUCAAGUAUAAUCGUGAAGGAGACUUGUUGUUUUCCGCGGCCAAGGACUCUAAGCCCAAUGUAUGGUGGUCCUUAAACGGAGAACGCUUGGGCACUUUCAAUGGUCAUGGUGGUGUGGUAUGGUGCCUUGAUGUGGACUGGCAAACUAUUCAUCUUAUCACGGGCGGUGGAGACAGUUCUUGCAGGUUAUGGGAUUUGGAAACUGGUAAAAACAUAGCAACAAUUAAAACAAAUUCUUCUGUGAGGACAUGUAACUUCAGUUUUAGUGCCUAUCAAGCCGCCUACACUACUGACAAGGCUAUGGGGCAUCCGUGUGAGGUUUUCAUCAUAGACACAAGGACAGUUGACGAGUCCCUAUCAACCCAAGCUCCAAUACUGAAAUGGGAAAUCACAGACUCCAAAGUGACAUCAAUGGUGUGGGGCACCCUGGAUGAGACUAUCAUCACUGGUCAUGAAGCUGGUGAUUUGAUCCAGUGGGAUUUAAGGACUGGCAAAAAAUUGCAUUCAAUCAAGGAGCACACACAUCAGGUGAAUGACAUGCAGCUUUCCCGUGACGGCACCAUGUUCAUCACAGCUUCCAAGGAUCAAACCGCCAAACUCUUUGACACUAGCUCCCUUGAACUCCUCAAAGAGUACAAAACUGAACGUCCCGUGAACUCAGCUGCUCUCAGUCCCAUUUUAGACCAUGUGGUACUCGGUGGUGGGCAAGACGCCAUGGAGGUAACAACAACAUCCACUAGACAAGGAAAGUUUGACGCCCGUUUCUUCCACCUUGUCUUUGAAGAGGAGUUUGGUCGUGUCAAAGGACACUUUGGACCAAUCAACAGUUUAUCAUUCCAUCCUGAUGGCAAGAGUUUUGCGUCAGGCGGUGAAGACGGUUAUGUGCGCGUGCAGAGUUUUGAUCAAUCCUAUUUCGAUUAUACUUUUGAUUACAACAGGGAUUAAAACUUAAAACUACUAUAAGUAAAAUCAUACAGUAUUGUAUAAAAAAAAAAUUAUACUUUUCUGAAAC